GGGGACCGGAAGUGGAGGCGCUGCUGCUUGGUGCUGGGGCCCGAGGAGGGGACGCGCGCCGGAACGGGGUCGCCGGGACCUAGGGAGCGACAGACGCGCAACACGCCGACGCCGCAGCCGCUGGGGGCCCGCACGGACCCUCUGCCUCUAAACUUCUCUGUUGCCUUCGUUAAAACAUCCCAAAGACCUGUGUCAGGACUCUGAAAGGCUAUCCUUAAGAGUCACCCACUUCCUUCGGCGACGAGGCCGAGACAUUGGUGAUUUGGCCGAUGGCCUACCAGCUAGGUGUAGAAUGAGCCAAGGAGACUCGAACCCAGCAGCUAUCCCACAUGCAGCGGAAGAUAUUCAAGGAGAUGACAGGUGGAUGUCUCAGCAUAAUAGGUUUGUUUUGGAUUGUAAAGACAAAGAGCCGGACGUGCUGUUUGUGGGAGACUCUAUGGUACAGUUGAUGCAGCAGUAUGAGAUAUGGCGAGAGCUGUUUUCCCCACUCCAUGCACUUAAUUUUGGAAUUGGGGGAGAUACAACACGACAUGUUUUAUGGAGACUAAAGAAUGGAGAACUGGAGAACAUUAAGCCUAAGGUCAUUGUUGUCUGGGUAGGAACAAACAACCAUGAAAACACAGCAGAAGAAGUGGCAGGUGGAAUUGAGGCUAUUGUACAACUUAUAAAUACAAGGCAGCCACAGGCCAAAAUCAUUGUACUGGGUCUGUUACCUCGAGGUGAGAAGCCCAACCCUUUAAGACAAAAGAAUGCCAAGGUGAACCAGCUUCUCAAAGUUUCCUUGCCGAAGCUUGCAAAUGUGCAGCUCCUGGAUACAGAUGGGGGCUUCGUGCACUCGGACGGUGCCAUCUCCUGCCACGACAUGUUUGAUUUUCUUCAUCUCACAGGGGGGGGCUAUGCAAAGAUCUGCAAACCCCUCCAUGAACUGAUCAUGCAGUUGCUGGAGGAAACACCAGAGGAGAAGCAAACCACCAUUGCUUGACUGGCCCCAUCAGUGUUAACAGCAUCCCAGCUUCCUCAGAUCAGUUACACCACUGGCACUACAGAAUCCUUUCUUAAGGCACUUUGCAUUGUACGAUGUUCCUGGAUGCUUGUAUCUAAUGUUUGAAGGGGAGGAGGGAAUUUAAAUUGGUCCUGUAUAUAAAGGUUUAUUUGGCACAGGAGAAAAAUUAGCCAAGGAAAAUUCAUUUGAAACCAGAAGGGGAUUUUUUAGUUGUAUAUGACACAUUCGUCAAAUUAUCACUGUUCUUCCUAGGACAACAUCAAGCACGAGUAUUAUAUGAAGAUUCUUGGCCCUUUUUUCUAUGGAUUAUGUUCGUAUGUGAUAAGUAUCACAUCUACUUGGCUUUAAACUUAUUUUUGGUCCAGUUUUAAGGUUCAUGAGUUGGUGUGUUGUGUUGUUUUGUUUGAUUCAUGUAUCCUCAGUAUUUUUAUUUUUAUUAACAUAUAGCAUCAGAUUAAACAUGCUUGUCUCUCAAAUAUGGAAGAUGCUAUAGUUACAAGUGAGUUUGUUCCUCUCAUUCUAGCAGUGAAAACAAGUUCUGGGGACUGUGGGGUAUUAUUUGUAUGCUGCUGAAUAUCAUGUCUGUAAUAGACCCAUGCAUGCAGCCUUUGCUCUGCUUUUCCUUCAUCUCUUUGUAGGUGGAUUAUUUACAUUGCAAGUGUUUAACUCAUUUUUGAUUAGGAUUUGCAUUGCUGUCGGGAUGAUCUUACUGAUGUAUAGCUCAUUCUGGGUGGUGUUCUGUGAUGUAGGGUCUGUGUAGUGUUACUCAUCCCCACCCCUACCACCUGUUAAUGGUUUCCUUUGUUUUGAGCGUUUGGGGUGGGGGUCAGAAUUGUUUCCCAUUCCAUAAUGCCUGAUGUUAUUUCAAGUUUUAUAUUAUCUUAAGGUGUAUAUGUUUGUUUUCAUUAUAUAUAUAUAUACAUAGAUAGUUAUAUAUAUAUAUAUCUAUAUCUAUAUUUUACAGUACUGGAAUCAAACCCAGGGCCUAGCACAUACUAAGCAAAUGCUCUGCCACUGAAGUAAUCCCUAGUCUUGUUUGUUUUGUAAUUGGCUUAAUUCUUAAAUUCUGUCAGUAAAAAAAAUAUUUGGCUUUGUCCAUGAGAAACAGUGAAGCUGCUCUCAAAAUAUAUGUGUUAUCUUUUUUGGAUGUUUUGAAGGCUUUUUUUUUUUUUUUUUCCUCUGUGUAGUCCUGGCUGUCCUGGCUGUCCUGGAACCCUCUUUGUUUACCAGUCUGGCCUCACACCCAGAGAUCAGCCUGCUUCUGCCUCCCCCAUGCUAGGAUCAAAGGUAUGUGCCACCGUGCCCCACUUUGGGUGUGCUGGCUUUAGUCCACCAUUUUAGUAAAGAUGAAUUUGUUUUUUAGUUUUUGAGACAGGGUCUCAUUGUAUAGUUCUGGGUAGGGUGUAACUUACUAUGUAGACUAGGCUGGCCUUGAACUCACAGAGAUCUGCCUGCCCCGCCUCCUGAGAACUGAGAUUAAAGGCAUACACCACCAUGCAGGUGGCUCAUUUGACUUUUAAGGUUCCUCAUACAAUGCACGUUCAUCGAGAUUUCAGGAGAGCUAUUUAUAGUCAUACUGGUUUGCUCUUGAGCUACACAAACUGCCACUUACUUAAGAGAACUACUGUCCAAUAUGCCUGUGGGCCCUGUACAAACUAGAUCUACAAACAUUUUAAACUGGAUCAGGUUGGGGAUUGAAGUAACCCAUUAUACGUGCUUAGUGGUUACAUGCUGGAGCUGUGACCUAGGCUUUCUGUCCUGCUUUCAAAGCAGCUAUCAGGGCUGUUAGAGGAGCUGCUGGUUUGUGCUGAGACCUGUACCCGACUGAGAAGGAUAGAAGUUGGGAUGGUGUUUCCCUGGAGAGUCUCUGUAGGAAUUUAUUUUAAUGCAUAGUCUUGUGAUUGUAUCAUGUCUUCAUUAGCAACAGGAAAAUACACAUGGUGUUUACUAAAAUUGUUUACUACAUUCAAAUUCCCUUUUAUUUUUCUUAGUAGCCCAAGUUCUUGAGUUUUUGAAGACAUUGUUUUCUGAACUGAGGUAUAAUUUUAGGAAGGAGAUCUAAUUAAGCCUGAAUUUUGUGUGUAAAAAGAGCAUUUUUCUACCCAGAUGUUUCUGUGUUCCUCGGAGAGUGGGAGUAUGGUCCAAAUGAAUCCAUUAGGUCACUCCUGCAGUAUGCGCUUGUAGCUUCUCUUGCCCAAGGUUGAACUAGUCCUAUGAGCUGGCCUUCAGCUUCUUCGUAUGUGAAUAAGCCACAGAUGUUACUACAUUUUAUAUCUACCAGAGCUAUUCAAGCACCACUAGCCUUUUAAAUAAAACUCUGCCCUAUUGCUAACGUGCA
Messenger RNA from Phodopus roborovskii (desert hamster), 3341 nucleotides. RefSeq names its product platelet activating factor acetylhydrolase 1b catalytic subunit 2 (gene Pafah1b2). Bases 293 to 982 code for a protein of 229 amino acids. Lineage: Eukaryota; Metazoa; Chordata; Mammalia; Rodentia; Cricetidae. The record is from RefSeq and is a predicted model, not a curated record. The transcript is spliced from 7 exons.